Molecule: messenger RNA, 639 nt
Organism: Amaranthus tricolor (Joseph's coat)
Lineage: Eukaryota; Viridiplantae; Streptophyta; Magnoliopsida; Caryophyllales; Amaranthaceae
Product: protein FAR1-RELATED SEQUENCE 2-like
Exons: 4
Coding region: 1-639 (212 amino acids)
Biological process (GO): regulation of DNA-templated transcription
Source: RefSeq, a predicted model, not a curated record
AUGGCCCACAUUCAGCACGUUCCUGGCUGCUUUGUGCUUGUAACAGAUACAUACAUUUCUGGUUCUUUUAAGCCCUCAAACCACGUCUUGGGCGGGACUCAUUGGGAUGAUGAUGAUGAUGAUGAAACACCCAUGAUAAUUACUCCUAGCGUCAUUGUAACCGAUCGAGACGAAGGUUUAUCUGCAGCUAUUCGUGACGUCUUCCCAGAUGUGCGGCAUUUGUUAUGCAUCUGGCAUAUUGGCAACGACGUUGAGAACAUGGUGGACAAGUUGUGUGGCGGCAAGAAAAAUCAACAAGGGCAGGUAUUCAGGAAAAGUGGAUGGAACCCCUUGGUUGAAAGUUCUACGAUCGAGGAAUAUGAAGAUAAAUGGCAAGUGAUCGUCAGUACGUGGUCGGUUAGGAACAAAAAGGUCGUUCGGUAUUUGACUGGAACAUGGAUUCCACUGAGAGAGAAAUUUGUCCGUGCGUGGACGAAUGAUUGUUUACACUUGGGUAACCGGACUACCAGCAGAGUUGAAAGCCAACACUCGUCUUUUAAGUAUUACCUUGGUAGCGGUAAUAGCUCAUUCGAUACCCUUUUCAAAAGGGCGCACGCACAGAUUACAAAUCAGCAAGCUACAAUCCGACAAGCGCUAUAG